UACACAUUUUUAGUUUUACUCCUGUUGAACAUUUGAAAUUUGAAUUUUAAAUUUAAAACCUUAUUGCGAACACUAAACGUCUGAUGUAUUGUACUACAUUUAAUUUGAACAGUUUUUUAUAAUUUAAUUGUUUUUGUCACGAAAUUUAAGAUGGGAAAAGUACGUAGGUACAAGAAGAAAUUAGCCAAAGCCGCAGAAGGAACAACAAACCGCGAAAGUGGAAAUGAACAAACAAAUUAUUUGUUAUUGGCUGAAGAGCUAAUGAAAAUGAAAAAGGAUGAUGACAAGAUGAGUGUCUGUUCUGUGAUGAAGAGUGUCAAAUCUUGUGGCGGCGGUGAAUCUCUAAAAUUGAAAAAAGACGCAAAGCGGUGUUUAAAACAUGCGUUCCUGAUAAAAAAGCUUGGAGUGACACAGAAAAAAUUGAAAAAGAAAAAAAAAAAGUCUAAUGAUGAUGACAGUGACAAUGAAGACAAUGACGAUGAUGAUAAUGGUGAUAUUGAAAUGAGCAAUCAAAAAGUACUAGAUUGGCCUGUUGGAAUAACAAAUAAUAGCGAUACAAGAGUUGCUCCUGUUAAAAAACAUAGAAAAGGAUUCCAAAAAAAACAAAACGCCCAAUUAGCUAAAGACUUGACGUUAUUUUCCAAAAAAAUUAAAAAGCAAUUGAAGCAUCCUGAUCAAAAUAUCUUCAAAACAACCAAUUAAUUUUUCAACUACAUUUUUAACAUUUGUAUUAAAAUUUAA
Molecule: messenger RNA, 741 nt
Organism: Melanaphis sacchari
Lineage: Eukaryota; Metazoa; Arthropoda; Insecta; Hemiptera; Aphididae
Exons: 3
Coding region: 151-702 (183 amino acids)
Source: RefSeq, a predicted model, not a curated record